AUGUCCUUUGUCCGGCUUCUGGCUCACCGAAAUGUACUGGCUGCGUUGCUCUGCUGUGCCACAGCAAGCAAGCUGAGGACGCGAGAGCUCAAGGCCGCUGCGGUACCAGAAGUCGAGGAGCUCGGGCUCCUGUGGCAGCGUUGCGCCGCAGAAGGUGAUGAUUGCGCCUGUGGCAGUGGCCAUGUUCGCUUCGGUGAGGGAAACCGGUGGGUCGCCCUGCAGCUUGGUGCAAGAUCUGCCCCAGUGUCAUGCAAUAUCUCGAGCUUCGGAGAGGAUCCAGCUUUCAAUCGGAUGAAGGAGUGUUGGUGCGCUGUUCCGGCAAGCGAGAAUCUGCAACCUGCCCGUGUUGCCAUUGUCAUGCUUAGCCGACAUCCCCCAGACCUGAACACCUGGAUCAGGUACCACCUUCAUCAUGAAGGGGUCGAGCACAUCUUCGUAAGAGCUGAGGAUUCGCCGCAGAUCUCCGAAAGCGUCCAGCAGCUAUCAGCGCAGGACCAGGCGAAGGUCACGCUGUGGGCAACUCCAAGUCCAAGCUUACUUGGCCUAUCCUCGACGGACUCGCGCCCUGUGGACGACUACACCACUUUGCAGGCCAGGCAAACGGCCGCCAUGGCCAGAGCGAGGGAUGCCUGCAAUCAGAUGGGGAUUGAGUGGCUCAUUCAUAUUGAUGACGACGAGCUGCUCUAUUCUCCUCAGAGCCGGAAGAUUGGGGAUCUGUUGGCUGCCGUGCCCUCAAACUUGGCACAGGCUGCCCUGACCGGCCUCUUGUGCGAGUGCGCAGCCAGCGGCGACAUCGCUGGCCUUCGGGUUCUCAUCCACGCCGGGGCCGAGGUCAAUGCUGCAACUGCCUACGACAUGCGAACGCCGCUGCACUUGGCAGCUGCCGCAGGCAAGCUAGAUGUCGUCAAGUUUUUGAUCGCAGAGUGUGGUGCAUCGCUGCAGCAGGAUAGAUUCGGGUUGCUGCCCAUACACGAUGCUGUCGAGAACAGCCACACGGAGGUGCGGCGCUACCUUCAGAGCCAGAAGCUUGCAGUUUCGCAGCAGUCUCUGCAAAAGCGACGACGCGUGGACUCCGUCGAAACACUGAAUGCAAAUACAGAUCGGGAUAGCAACGAUACAGAUGAGCUGAUGGGGACCGUGUUCGAGCUGGUUGUCAAAGAAGGUGUCUUCAGCUACACGACAGUUCAUGCCGAAGUGAAGCACUUCUUCCAGGUGCUCCGCUUUCAUGAAAUCUAUUUCAAGCAUUUCACCCCCAUGCAGAUUGCCAAGCAUGUUCACUGCCUCAUUGCUGCGAAGCAUGUCGCCCGUGCUACUGACGACAUCGGGGGUCUGGAGUUUGACUUCAAGUCAGAGCACAGUGGCUUCUUCCUGAGCAGCAUUGGUUGCGCUAGGGAGCCAACAGGAGCACAGCUUCGCACCAUCGAUGCUGUGUCGGCCUUCCUCACGCACUGCUUCGAGGACGGAAAGAAUGUGGCCUUGACAUUCAUGUCUUCCGAAGGUCCAGCCUUCGUCGGUGGACAAGAGCGCCUGGGCAUCUACUCCGUAGAGAAGGGCCACUUCGAGGUCUCCCGGGUGGCGGAGGGAGAAGCCUCCUUGGAGGUCUUGGCAUCCUCGCGUUUUUUGAUGACCAAGACCAGGGAGGCCAAGGAGCAGUACCAAAUUGUCAUGGAAGAUGUCGUUGCGACGCGCCGGAGUGUCGUGAGGGUUGUCCCUGGGCACAUGUACCCUGGGCCAUGUCCUUACGGCUUCGUGGUGCUUUUUUCGACGGCAGAGACCGUGGGUCGACACUUCCUCAAAGAGAUCUGGCAGGCGAUGCGCUUCGUGGGACUAAUUCCCCGACGCUUCUACUUGGAGAGCUUCGCAAAUGGUGUUAUCACUUAUAGCCUCUUCUUCCCAACCGCCAGUGAUGACCAAGUCCAGAAGCUGAAGAGAACGAUCAUGCACGCCACCCUGCUAAAGGCCACACCUGGCCGAUCCGCCUUGCUGUAUAACAAGGUCAUGCAGUCAAGGAUUUCUCACGAGUGUGGUCUCUACCUUUUGGCAGCUGUGAAGUUCGUCUAUGCAUUCUUCCCGAAAGAGCAGUAUUCCCGGGAGUACACUGGUGUCCACAAGGUCUUGGAGCAAAACCCUGCGGCCCAGAGAAAGCUGGAGACGCUGUACCGCCUUUGCAUGAAGGACUUGCUUUCUACCGAGCGAAUCUACCAGCUGAUUAGCCGACAACCAGCCUUGGCUGAGCAGUUCUACACUGACUUCCGAAAGAUUGCAACAGGUGAGUCCGCUCCGAGCUUCAAUUCUGUGCUGGGCGCCUCGAUCGACGCGGCCUGCAGCGAUCCACAAGAUCGACAGAUCUUACGGAUGUUCCUGACUUUCAACCAUAGCGUCCGACUCACCAACUUCUUCAAGCCAGAGAUUCCUGGAGCUUUUGCAUUUCGUCUGGACCCGGCCAUCGUCCUGAAGGACCGCCCGGCUUCCCUCUAUCCUGAGAUUCCAUAUGGGAUUUAUAUGGUUUGCGGCCGAGAUUUCAUGGGCUUUCAUACGCGAUUUCGGGAUGUUGCUAGGGGUGGCAUCCGCUUGGUCUUAUCCCGCGAUGGGGCAGCUUAUGAGCGGAACUUCGCCACGUUGUUUGACGAAUGCUACAACCUCGCGUACACUCAGCAGAACAAAAACAAAGACAUUCCGGAAGGUGGAGCGAAGGGCGUUAUUCUACCAGAUUCAAACUGGUCUGGGGCGAAGGAUGUGGAUGGCAACGCGCUCAUGGGAAAUUCAUCGCAAAGCCCAGCAGCAAUGCGCUCCUGCUUCAUCAACUAUGUCAACGCAUUGCUGGAUUGCAUGCAGCCAGAGCAAAGCAACUUGUACAGUGGGCACAUGCAUGCUAAGAAGGAAAUUCUCUUCUUUGGGCCCGAUGAGAACACAGCAGGGUUCAUGGACCUGGGUGCAGACAUUGCUCGGGAGCGGGGCUAUCCAUAUUGGAAGUCACUCACCACCGGCAAGAGCGUUUCUUUAGGUGGAGUGCCGCACGAUACCUACGCCAUGACCACCACCAGUGUCCACACUUACGUGACAGAGCUUCUGCACCAGCUCGGCGAGGACGAGAGCCAAAUCACCAAGUUCCAAACAGGUGGCCCUGACGGCGAUUUAGGCUCCAAUGAAAUUCUGAUUUCCAAGGACAACACCGUUGCAAUCGUAGAUGGUUCUGGUGUUCUUUAUGAUCCGGCUGGUCUCAACCGCGUGGAGCUGCGGCGCCUGGCAAAACAGCGACUGCCUGUGAAGCAUUUCGAUCGUUCCUUGCUGAAGACUGGCGGCUUCCUUGUUGUCGUGGAUGAGAGUGAUGUUGUUCUGCCUGAUGGAUCGAAGUACUUGACUGGAGCAGAGUUGCGAGAUUCUUUCCACCUCACAACCUACGCAACAGCAGACCUUUUCGUUCCUUGCGGCGGCCGUCCCAACUCUAUCACCAGUGACAAUGUCAAGCGCAUGUUUACAGCAGACGGCUUGAAACCAAAGUUUCGACUUAUCGUCGAAGGUGCGAAUCUCUUCUUGUCUGAUGGGGCACGAGUAACUUUGGAGAAUGCUGGCGUCCAUGUCUUCAAGGAUGCUUCUACCAACAAGGGCGGCGUCAACUCCUCGUCGCUGGAGGUAUUUGCAGCCCUUGCGCUGCCAGCAGAGGAUCAUUCAGCGCUGAUGUGCUUUGAUCCUCGCAAAGGACAAGCGCCGCAAUUUUACCAAGACUACGUGCAGCAGAUCAAGGAGAUCAUCAUCGAAAAUGCCAAGCAGGAGUUCAAGGCUAUCUGGCAGUGUAGCAUCAAAGGCAUCAAGAAGGUGGAUGCCACCAAACUUAUCUCCAGCAAGAUCACGAAGAUGCAGGACACCAUCAUGGAGAAGUUCGAGGACAUGUCCAUUGCGGAGAGGGAGCAGCUCGUUCGGCGUGUGCUGACUAUAGCCAUCCCGCCCUUGAUGCUGCAGAAGCUUGGCAUCGAGGGAAUCCUGGAGCGUGUCCCGGCGAAUUACAUUGCGGCCAUCGUUGGGGCGUGGGUUGCUUCGCGCUUUGUAUACAGGUAUGGCAUCAGUGCUACGGAGGUGUCCUUCUUCUUCUUCCUUCGUGGACUCCUCUCCGGCACGGAUGACCAGGUGACUGUCGCAUUCUGGCGUUUGGGCAGAUUGCGCACCAAUUCGCUGGGAGAGGACCCAGCGCGGCGUGAGAUCUUGCGCAUCAGUUGCGCACCUCCGCACGGCCGUUCAACGGAAGCCGAGAAUUUGACCACCUGCGCCAAAAACGUUUCGAUGAGCCUGCAGACGGUUCUUACUGCAUACCUGCCAAAUGUGGAGGCUGUCUAUACGUCUCCGGAGGUGAAGAACUGCUUUGCCCAGACAGACAAGGUCAAUCUGAACCGCUACACUUUCCAGUCCUACGCGAAUGGCAAGUCUGCCCUUCGGGUGGCUGCAAGCGAGGCAUACCCCGCCGGCCCACACCAGUGGCGUAAUUCCAAGAACCAGGAGCUGCCUUCGGUUCACCUGGAUCAGGAACCAUUUGGACCCGCCCUCAUGGUGAUCCACUAUGAAUCUUGUCCGUUUUCCAGGUGGCAGGACAAAUUCUGGGAGCUUGGCAACACAUCCCCAGACAAAAUCAGUCAGAUUCCAUUCCAGUUCUACCGCGAGUCCAUAAGUCGGAUGCAAGCCUGCAGGAGCAGCGGCCCUCCACACUCGCUGUCCCUGCUGGGCUGUGAUGAGGGAUCCCUGAUGCAGCUGUGGAGUGAAUGGAAGACGGCUGCCAACCCGUCCCUGAAGAGCGAGGACCUCAUGCCGAUCCACAUACCUUGGCAAGCAAUUCUGGAUGCUUGA
This is a messenger RNA of Symbiodinium sp. CCMP2456, 4836 nucleotides long. The record is from the annotation of a GenBank genome assembly. NCBI's taxonomy places the organism in Eukaryota, Dinophyceae, Suessiales, Symbiodiniaceae.